GAUUCUGAUCGCUUGUGAAUGUGAAAACAGCUACCCGUGCGUUUCUUUUCCGCAGUUCCUCAUCCUGGCAUUCGCUUCUCCUCGACCCUCGCUCCCGCGCUAGAUCUCUACGCCGCUUGCCGAUCAGAGCUUGCAUAUUGAAUCACCACAUUAUGUCGGACAUAAAAGCAACUGAUCCCAAUGAGCUAGUGCAUGAAGAUAAAAUUGUAGCUGAAGAGCAGGUUGAGGGGGAUGCCUCUCAGGAAGGUUCAGAAAUGGUGGAGCCAAAUGAGGGGAAUGCUAUGCCAUCCUCUGAACAAGAGGAGGAAGUGAUCAAGAAGAAAUAUGGGGGGAUUAUACCCAAAAAACCACCACUUAUAUCCAAGGAUCAUGAGCGAGCUUUCUUUGACUCUGCUGAUUGGGCUUUAGGAAAGCAAGGAGUUGCAAAGCCAAAGGGACCUCUUGAGGCACUCAGGCCUAAAUUGCAGCCCACUCAGCAGCAAGUGCGCUCCCGCCGCUCAGCUUAUGCGUCAACCGAGACCGAUGAGGCAGAGAAUGCAGCUCCUGAGGAUGCGGCCAACAAAGAAUAAUUUCACAUUUGAGGACAUGAUCAGAUGAUGACUUUUGAUGUGCGGCCUGUUAUUCUUGUUGUUUCUCCUAUUGAAGGUGUGACUGGUUCAUCUUAAUAAGGAGACAAUUGAGGUUACUUGACUUACCAGCAUGCCGAGGUUAUUCCCGUCUUCUUUCUUGAACUUGGAGAGUGUAAUUUUUCAAAGGAGGAUUGUGUAUUUAUUGUGGAUGUUCAGCUUAUUUCCAUACAUGUCAUGAACUCAGAAAUUAUUGCAUUUCCUUUGUUUUAAAGAGUAUUUUCUAAAAUGAAUCCA
Messenger RNA from Dioscorea cayenensis subsp. rotundata (Guinea yam), 863 nucleotides. RefSeq lists its product as uncharacterized. NCBI's taxonomy places the organism in Eukaryota, Viridiplantae, Streptophyta, Magnoliopsida, Dioscoreales, Dioscoreaceae. The transcript is spliced from 7 exons. Gene Ontology annotation, molecular function: protein phosphatase inhibitor activity. The coding region runs from base 153 to 569 and encodes 138 amino acids. Gene Ontology annotation, cellular component: cytoplasm. The record is from RefSeq and is a predicted model, not a curated record.